Messenger RNA from Phragmites australis (common reed), 2173 nucleotides. RefSeq lists its product as uncharacterized. The record is from RefSeq and is a predicted model, not a curated record. The transcript has 5 exons. Gene Ontology annotation, biological process: protection from non-homologous end joining at telomere; interstrand cross-link repair; double-strand break repair via nonhomologous end joining. Gene Ontology annotation, molecular function: damaged DNA binding; 5'-3' DNA exonuclease activity. The coding region runs from base 74 to 1939 and encodes 621 amino acids. Lineage: Eukaryota; Viridiplantae; Streptophyta; Magnoliopsida; Poales; Poaceae.
AACGACCGGCGGGCGGCGGCGCGGUUCAGAGGAGCGGUGGGCUGAUCCUAAUUUACGAAAUCUUUGGGGGAGGAUGCCGAUCGACAUGCCGCGGGGGCUCCCCUUCGCCGUCGACACCUGGGGCCCCUCCUCCCGCCGCCGGCGCCACCGCUUCCUCACCCACGCGCACCUGGACCACCUCGUCGGCGCCGGGGCCGCCGCCGAUGGAGCCGGCACCGUCUACGCCACCAGCCUCACCUUGUCGCUGGCGCUUCGCCGCUUUCCCCAGUUGGAGAGGUGGGAGUUGGUGGAGAUGGAGGUGGGGAGGACGGUGGUGGUGGAUGAUCCCGCCGGCGCGUUCUCCGUCACCGCGUACGACGCCAAUCACUGCCCUGGGGCGGUCAUGUUCUUGUUUGAGGGUGAGUUCGGUAGCAUACUGCACACAGGGGACUGUCGACUUACACCGGAUUGUGUACAGAAUUUGCCACUGAAGUACAUAGCAAAGAAAGGAAAAGAAAACAUUUGCCAGCUUGACUUUAUCUUCCUGGAUUGCACUUUUUCCAAGUGCUUCCUUAAGCUACCGAGCAAAGAGUCAGCAAUUCAGCAGGUUAUAGCUUGCAUAUGGAAGCAUCCACAUGCACCUUUCGUUUAUCUCGCUUGUGAUCUUCUUGGGCAUGAAGAUAUCCUAGUUGAGGUAUCAAGGACAUUCGGAUCGAAGAUUUAUGUUGACCGGAAAUUGGAUUGUUUUAAAACGCUAUCGCUCACAGCACCUGAAAUCAUCACUGAUGAUCCAUCUUCUCGCUUUCAGAUGGUUGGAUUCCACCAAUUAUAUGACAGAGCAAGUAAGAAGCUUGAAGAGGCAAGGGCAAGUCUCCAGCCAGAACCCUUAUUUAUCCGUCCAUCAACACAGUGGUAUGCAAGCUGCGCUCGAAGCCAGAAACCCAGUCUAACAGAAGCUGAGCAGGAUGAGUUUGGGUUCUGGCAUAUUUGUUUCUCCAUUCACUCUUCUCGUGAUGAGUUGGAGCAGGCACUGCAACUUCUCCAGCCUCAGUGGGUCAUUUCAACAACUCCCCCAUGCUUUGCCAUUGAGCUGAGCUAUGUAAAGAAACAUUGUUUCAAGACCCGCUUAACAGCUGAUGAUCCAUUGUGGAAAAUAUUCAGAGAUCCUCUUGGAAAGUCUGUGUCCUCCCCUUCUUCGGUGCUUGCUUCUGAAACACACACAGACGAAAAUAAGUCAAUUUUUCUUGUCGAUGAUGAUCAUCCAUCCUCUGCCAGUGAAGAAUGUUCAUAUUUAAAUGUAAGCACCCUUGAACUGAAAUUUGUGUCAUCGCUUCCACCUGAAGAACCAGACAUUACGUUGUUUGGAAGAGCAAGGUUUGCCUCUCAAGCAAUUGACAUAAUGAAAGAAGAGUUAUGCAACCAGUACGUUGCCUUUGAAGAAGCCACGGCAUGUGCACCGACAGAUUCGGUUCAUGGUAGCAGUGAAGAUGUUGAAACAUGUUCUGAGAUGCAUAUCAUCAUGAAGCAAGCAUCAGCCUCCCAACAGAAUCACGUGGAAGCUGGAGAUGAAGUCCCCUGCUGUCAGCGUGAAGCGUCCCCAAUGCAGUCUGAAGUAUUCCAAGUUCAAUCAUUGCAUACUGUUCAACGCGAUAUGUUAGUGCGGGUUGAUCAACAUGAAAAGUCUGGAGCUCCAAUAGAGUCAAAAUCAUUAAGUUCUGCUGAAGACUCAAACCUUUCCAUGGUCAGAAGUGAAGAAAGAACUGAUUGUCAAAAGGAACACUCGUGCAUUAUUGGGUCAUCGAAAUGUUUGAAUGCAAGUUUGAAGAGGUUCUACAGAUCAAGGAAUAUCCCUGUCCCUCGACCUCUCCCGUCACUUGUCAGACUUUUGGAAUCCUCUAAACGGGUCAAAAUGCAACCAAGCACUAAUAAUUCAUUGAAUUCGCGACACAGCUUACCCUAACGACAUGAUUGAGCUUAUACCUGCAUAUGGCAUAUUGUGAUAACCAAAAUAUUCAGUUUCUCUUGAGUGUACAAGAAUACCUGGAUUAUUUCGGAAGAGGAUACAUGUAUAGUGUUUAUCCAGCUUGAUAAGCUUGUGAGGAGAUUUGUACGAUUUUCAAAAUGUUGUACAGAAAAUUGAUGUAAUUACAUGAUAAUUCUAUUGGAUAACCUGAAGUGAUUUGUUCUUCUACCA